AUGUCGUGUUCCCUCGUCUCCUUGUCCCCCGGCGUGCCUCCGCUGAUCCUCCCUUGGUCGAAAACCUUAUGUAUCCCGUCCGACACCACGCCAACUCUCCUCAUCCGCCUCUCGCUCUCCCUGUACCAUUCGACGCGCUUCAACCUCUCGCCGUCUAGCAUGCAUUUCCUGCUCGGUCUUCCUGCGCACCUUGUCCAACACCCAACAAAACCUCUCUCUGCCUCUCUUGCCUUUGCACUUCGCCCCCCGUACCACGCCGCUCAUGCCCCUCCCGUCGAUCCCUCUAACGCUCCUGAUUUGCUUCGCCCUCAGCUGCCCUCGCAUGCUCUUUCGUUCGCCGCUCACGAACGACACUUAACCUCUCUGCUUCAUCCCUCUGUAUUGCCAAUAGCUUUUCGCGCUCGAGCCUUUGCAGCUCCUGCCUUCGACGUUCGCUUUCUGCCUUUUUCCGCUCCCGUUCUUUCCUCUGCCGUGCCUCAUCCUUUUCACGCUCCACCCGCCUAUCCUCCUCCCUCUUCCUCUCUUCCUCCUCCCUCUGCUGCUUCUCCUCCUUUUCGCACUCCUCCCGCCUAUCCUCCUCCCUCUUCCUCUCUUCCUCCUCCCUCAGCUGCUUCUCCUCCUUUUCGCGCUCCACCCGCCUAUCCUCCUCCCUCUUCCUCUCUUCCUCCUCCCUCUGCCGCUUCACCUCCUUUUCGCGCUCCUCCCGCCUAUCCUCCUCUCCCUUCCUCUCUUUCUCCUCCCUCUGCCGCUUCUCCUACUUUUCGCGCUCCUCCCGCCUAUCCUCCUCCCUCUUCCUCUCUUCCUCCUCCCUCUGCCGCUUCUUCUUUUCGCGCUCCUCCCGCCUAUCCUCCUCCCUCUUCCUCUCUUCCUCCUCCCUUUGCCGCUUCACCUCCUUUUCGCGCUCCUCCCGCCUAUCCUCCUCCCUCUUCCCCUCUUCCUCCUCCCUCUGCCGCUUCACCUCCUUUUCGCGCUCCACCCGCCUAUGCUCCUCCCUCUUCCUCUCUUCCUCCUCCCUCUGCCCCUUCACCUCUUUUUCGCGCUCCACCCGCCUAUCCUCCUCCCUCUUCCUCUCUUCCUUCUCCUCUAGCCGCUUCUCCUCCUUUUUGCAUCCACCCGCCUAUCCUCCUCCCUCUUCCUCUCUCCCUUCUCCUCCAGCCGAUUCUCCUCCUUUUCGCGCUCCACCCGCCUAUCCUCCUCCCUCUUCCUCUCUCCCUCCUCCCUCUGCCGCUUCACCUCCUUUUCGCGCUCCUUCUGCCUAUCCUCCUCCCUCUUCCUCUCUUCUUCCUCCCUCAGACGCUUCUCCUCCUUUUCGCGCUCCUCCCGCCUAUCCACCUCCCUCUUCCUCUCUUCCUCCUCCCUCUGCCGCUUCUCCUCCUUUUCGCGCUCCCCUCGCCUAUCCUCUUUUCCGCGCUCCACCCGUCCCUCGUCCUCGAGGCUCUUCCGCUCCCGUUCCUCCCUCUUCUUGGCAUCCUCCUUUUCGCGUGCCACUUGCCUCUCGUUUUCGAGCCUCUUCCGCUCCCCUUCCUCCCUCUCCCUUUCACUCGCCUCUCGCCCAUCGUCCUCAAGCCUCGUACGGUUCUCUUCCUCCCUCUGAUGCGCCUCAUUCUCCUUGCGUGCUUCCCGCCCCGCAUCAUACCUCUUCUUUGUCCGAGCCUCCCGCCGCUGAUAUACCAAGCUACUCUUCUCGCGUUCCGCCCUCUGCACCUCGUCCUCUUUUUCGCCCCCGACAUUAUGACUCACCAGCCUCUAUUCCAAACCCUGCUCCUGCCCCUCUGCAUUCUCGAUCUGCAGGUGCACUGCCUCUAA
Messenger RNA from Closterium sp. Naga37s-1, 1806 nucleotides. Lineage: Eukaryota; Viridiplantae; Streptophyta; Zygnematophyceae; Desmidiales; Closteriaceae. The record is from the annotation of a GenBank genome assembly.